This is a messenger RNA of Syzygium oleosum, 599 nucleotides long. RefSeq names its product snakin-2-like. The transcript has 3 exons. Bases 93 to 401 code for a protein of 102 amino acids. The record is from RefSeq and is a predicted model, not a curated record. Lineage: Eukaryota; Viridiplantae; Streptophyta; Magnoliopsida; Myrtales; Myrtaceae.
UCCUCCCAUUUCAUUGUAUCAAACAUCAUUCGACCAAAGUCAUUAGGACUUACAUCAUUGAUAUUCAAUUCUAACUCCGAAAAGUCUCGACCAUGGCCGUCCACAGGCUUUUAAUUGCUUCCGUCUUAAUCGCUGUUCUUUUUCUUCAACUUGCCGAAGCUGACCAGAUGACGCAGGGAGUUGGAAAUGCAGGAGACAAUUCCAAACUUCCAAAAAUGGACUGCGGCGGAGCGUGCGCCGCCAGGUGUCAGCUGUCGUCGAGGCCUCACCUUUGCCAAAGGGCUUGCGGGACGUGCUGUGCCCGCUGCAACUGCGUCCCUCCGGGCACCUCUGGCAACCUCGACGUCUGUCCGUGCUACGCCACCAUGACCACCCGCGACAACAAGCACAAGUGCCCAUGAGAUGCUUGACGGGCUUCGUCUCCUUUCCGAUGGUCGGACAUCGAUCGCUCAAGCUCGUGCAGUUGCUGCUAAUUAUUAUAGGGACGUUGUUGUUGUACUUUCAUGGAGCUCGUCAAGAAGUGGUUUGCAAAUUGCAAACUCACAAUGUGUUCAGCAUUUUAUAUGUUGUAUCCAUCGUGAAUAAAGAUUUUUCAUGUA